GGCAAGUGCCAUGUGGAGGGCUGCAACGCGGAUCUCACGGGUCUGUCAUCCUAUUACCAACGGUAUCGCACGUGCGAGAUACACUUGAAGGCCCCCUCAAUCAUGAAGGAUGGUUUGCAGCAGCGCUUUUGUCAGCAAUGCGGCCGCUUUCACGAACUGUCGGAGUUCGACGGUAACAAACGCAGCUGUCGCUCAAGGCUGCAGAGUCACAACGUCCGGAGACGGAAGCGCACUGAGGAG
Molecule: messenger RNA, 240 nt
Organism: Volvox carteri f. nagariensis
Lineage: Eukaryota; Viridiplantae; Chlorophyta; Chlorophyceae; Chlamydomonadales; Volvocaceae
Exons: 2
Cellular component (GO): nucleus
Molecular function (GO): DNA binding
Source: RefSeq, a predicted model, not a curated record